GUAUUAAAAUUUUCUUUGAAAAAAUGUCUGAAAAUCAGCCUACGUUCUUUUAUGGUGUUGCUUAUGGAUAUAAUCGUGGAGUGUUUUCAACAUAUAAGGAAGCUAUGGCUGCAAUGAAGGGAUUUCCACAAGCUGUUUACAAAAAGUUUAAAAAUCGCGAGGAUGCAGAAGAAUUUGUUCAGAAAUCUAAACCUGAUGCAACUUUAUUUGAUGCUAAGGAGACUGAUACUGACGAUAAAUUCUAUGCAGUUGCUCGUGGUCGUGUGAUUGGAAUAUUUAAGGAUCUUGAAACUGUCAAGAAGAAUACUCACGGAUUUCCAAAACCUAUGCACAAAAAAUUUGCAACUUUUGCUGAAGCAAAAAUUGAUGAAACGGCAAAAUCUCCUCGUAGGAAGCGAACGCAUGCAGAGACAACUGAUGGGAAUACUGAUUGGCCAGCAGUUAGGAAUGUUGCACGUAAACGUACAUCUGGCAAAGUUGGCGAUACUGACGAAUCUGAAGGUGGAGAAUUAGAUCAUACACAAAUAAUGAAUGAAUCGACUGAAGAUGAGGAAGGUGGAGGGGCUGAUCAGGAAGAAGAAGAGAAGGAGGGAGAGGAGGCUGUUUCUAAUAAAAAUAUGGACAAUAAAGACAAAAUUGAAAAUGGUGGGGAGGUUGAGGAAAAGAAAGUUGAGGAGGAGGGAGAUAAGAGUGAAGUUAUUAUGGAUGAGGGAAAGGGUCAAAAGGAUGAAGGAAAUCCAUCUAACGCUGUCGAAGAGCAACAGAAGCAUGCCAUAAUGGAAGAAUAA
This is a messenger RNA of Meloidogyne enterolobii, 788 nucleotides long. The record is from the annotation of a GenBank genome assembly. NCBI's taxonomy places the organism in Eukaryota, Metazoa, Nematoda, Chromadorea, Rhabditida, Meloidogynidae.